Pyrus x bretschneideri (Chinese white pear) is the source of this 784-nucleotide messenger RNA. RefSeq names its product putative 4-hydroxy-4-methyl-2-oxoglutarate aldolase 3. Gene Ontology annotation, molecular function: ribonuclease inhibitor activity. The transcript has 2 exons. The record is from RefSeq and is a predicted model, not a curated record. Gene Ontology annotation, biological process: regulation of RNA metabolic process. The coding region runs from base 168 to 668 and encodes 166 amino acids. Lineage: Eukaryota; Viridiplantae; Streptophyta; Magnoliopsida; Rosales; Rosaceae.
AAUUGGUAACUACAACUGAGACUCUUCAAGGCUGAUAUCGGCUGCUUUUGACCAUCUUUUAACUAUUUUAUGUAAAAAGAAUGAAAGACUUGACCGACUGAGCAAACAUAGAAGAAGAACAAGAAGAAGAGUAAACACUGUCAUCUCGUUCUCUUCUGGGCAAAAAUAUGGCUACCUUGGCAACUGCUGAAAUUUGUGAUUCGAAUACCACUCUUUUGGAAAGUGGAUGUUUGCGUGUGCUGCCACCAAUUUUCCAGACAUACGGACAAUCUCGAGCAUUCUCAGGCCCCAUUACCACACUUAAGGUGUUUGAGGACAGUGUCUUGGUCAGACAGCUUCUCGAGACCAAAGGCGAGGGAAGAGUUCUGGUUAUUGACGGCGGAGGAAGCAUGAGAUGUUCUUUGGUUGGAGGGAACUUGGGACAGUUGGCUCAAAACAUGGGAUGGACAGGUAUUGUGGUGAAUGGCUGCAUUAGAGAUGUAGACGAGAUCAAUGAGUGUGACAUUGGGGUGAGGGCUUUGGCAUCUCAUCCAGUGAAAUCGAACAAAAAAGGCGUCGGAGAAAAGCAUGUUCUGAUCAACAUUGCGGGAACCUUGAUCCGUGAAGGGGAAUGGUUGUAUGCAGAUAAUGAUGGCAUCCUUAUUUCAGCAUAUGAAUUGUCUGUUUGAAUAAGCAUUGUUGAUUGAUUCCCAUUUUAUUCUUGUCCUACCAAUAAGAGGGAUUGAGUUCUUAAAUUCAGUUGUACUUGGAAUUUCUUGUUUAAGUAGUUUUGUUAGCAUAUCAA